Cydia pomonella (codling moth) is the source of this 4131-nucleotide messenger RNA. RefSeq names its product juxtaposed with another zinc finger protein 1. The record is from RefSeq and is a predicted model, not a curated record. The transcript has 5 exons. Lineage: Eukaryota; Metazoa; Arthropoda; Insecta; Lepidoptera; Tortricidae. Gene Ontology annotation, cellular component: nucleus. The coding region runs from base 89 to 979 and encodes 296 amino acids.
UUUGUAAUUGCUAUGUGGCGAAUGAUAAGAAAUACAAAAGUAGAAUAUAGUUUUGUAUUUGACUCAGUACAUCAACAUCUGUACGAAGAUGGCCGUCUUCAUGAUAAACAUAUGUAAAUACAACGGCUGUGGCAUAACUUUUCCAAGAUUAGCGGACUUAAUUGAACACAUCGAAGACGUCCAUAUCGAUUAUGAUCCUGCCGUCGUUGAACAAAAAGAGGCAUCUCAGCCGUCGUGUAUCCCGUUAAGUUAUGUGUUGAAGUUUUUCACGGAAGCUUCCAGGCGGGAGAUCCAAAACAUGCCCCCGGUGGCCGAGGUUCGGCGACGCCUUCUUUCCGCGCCCAAAACACCAUCUGUUAGAAGCAGCACCCCAACUGGCAGCGACAUGGACGAGGAUGAAAUGCUGAGCCCGUCGGAAGACAGCAAUGAUUCUUGGACUACCGUGGAGGAGUAUAGCUCGGAAUACAUACUGCGUUAUGGCAUCAAUCGCCUAGGCGCAGCGACCGCGGCGGGCCCGACGGUGCAAGACAAGCCGUUCGCGUGCCCCGUGCCCGGCUGCAAGAAGCGCUACAAGAACGUCAACGGCAUCAAGUAUCACUCCAAGAACGGCCACAAGAAGGAUGGCAAGGUAAAAAAGGCAUACAAAUGCCAAUGCGGCAAAAGCUAUAAAAGCGCCCAAGGGCUCAAGAGCCACUCGGCCUCGCAGCACGUGGCGGGGCGCGCGCCCGGCCUCGUGGUCACGGCCGCGCCCGCGCGCCUGCCCGCCGACCUCGACGCCACCAAGCUGGUCCGCAUCUACGACGCCCUCAAAGCCAAGGACCUCCCCUCCUUCACCAUCCCCAAGCACAACUUGGCCAGUGUAAACAUAGUGAACGGGGUGGUCCGCGCGCUGGCGCCGGCGCCGGCGGCCGGCAGGCCGGAGCGGCCCCGCGGCCCGCUCCACCCGCACGGCGCCGUAGGCAACGAGGCCCACGCCUAGCUUACACGACUCCGGUACGCGUUCCUAAUGCCUAGUUGCCCAGACCCUUAUUGACGUUAAAAAGUAAGGUUUAAAAAAGCCGAUACCUAAGUUUUGAGCCAAAUAUUCUUAAAUAUUAGAGUUAGCGGGCGCUGGUUUAGUUUUUUUAGCUGCCGCUUGGUACGCUAUUCGUAACUUUAAAAAAGUGAGAUACCUAUAGAUGGGUGAUGCGAAUUUAAUCGUGAUGUUACUGUAACGUAAGCUUCGCCUAAAACGGCAACUAAGCUAUGACUGUGCAAUUAGGUGUUAGUGCCAUGUUUCACACAUGGAAAUAAUAAGCGUUCUGCUCGUGUAAACUCUUAAUAACCGCCGGCGCCGUCCCCAAUAAGUCUAUCUUCUUCUAGAAUAAAUAUGAAUUGUUCGUCUCUUUUGCCUUGUGUGUGCCACAGUAAGUAUUUUAUGUAUUCUAGUGAUUGCCAACAGUUCAUUUCUAUCCACUGAUUACAGACGAUGAAAAUUAUAUAGAAUAUUGGGAACGGUGAUGUCAAUGUAGGUGUAUAUUACAUUGAGCGCACUUUAGCGGCUUAAGGGGAUCAGUGUAUAGCUAUAGCUACCUAGGGAUUCAUCUAAUGUAGAUACCCUCCACGCUGCAUAAAUCUAAACAUUGAGAUGGUAGUUCCAACGGUAUAAACGUUUAUCGGUUCAUGAUUUUCGACCUUAAUCGUUGUUUCUUUACGUAUUCAACUUGUUUUCUGUCUGUCCCCGUUUUGUUUGUUGGUCUGGUCGUUUUAGUCUUACUUGCUAUUCGUGAUGUCUUUGGCCCGUUUCAUUUAAAGUUGUACAGUCGCCCUCAGAUAUAUCCGAGCUGCCAAGGCCAAACAUUACUGAAAAUGCACUUUAACGUCUUUAUAAUAGAGGCUUCGUUCAGAUAUUCAUGAACACCUUAGCCGCUCCGAUAUAUCUGAUGGCGACUACACUACACUUAUUUUAUUAAUUUGGUAAUUUUUAUGUUAUCUCCUUUUUAUGCUAGCUCUUUCGAUAGGAGAAAAAAGGUGUCCCAAGAUUUUUAUUUCCAUUCCGAUAUUACCAUCUUUCAUUGUCUUUAUUGUGUGACGGUAAGGGAAUGGAAUGGAAAUUUCGGGACAAAUUUUUUUCUCCUAUUAAGAUCGAAAGUACUUGUGAUACUGAGCAGAAAUCAAAUAACGAUUCCCAAAUUUUGAAAUAAGUAAUAAUGUUAAAUAAAAUUGAAAUUUUUGGAAAUUUAUUCAACGAAUAACAAAAUGUGACCGAAAACAAGCGAUGACUAGUAGAAGUAGAAUGUGACGAAAAAGUAUAGUCUUAAAGAAUACAGAACGUCAGAGUAUCUACAGAAAAAAUCGGAAAACGAAUUAAGCAAUAAUCGAUUAUAUCGUUUCAACUGCUGACUUAAUUAAAGUCAAAUCGAAUUUAAAGUCAUUAAUGUUAAGUGUGAACGCGCAGUUCCUAUUUAAAAAAAUACAAAAAAAACAUUAAGUAAUAGCCCUCAUUUAAAUAUUUGUUACUCUUUUAUAUUUUAUUCCCUUAUUUAAAUAUGUUACACGUUUUGUACAUGAUUAUUGAUUAUCAUAUGUUAGUAGCUAACUGCAUGCUUUUUGUUUAUGCACAAAGAUUUUAUAAUGAUACACUAAGGUACUUAUAAUGCGUUGUAGGGUUUCGUCAGGUUCACAAAGAACCCUUAUUUAUCCUAAUGUUAGAAAGGUGAGUUUAAAUAAAAUGUACAUAGUUGAGGUCUUCAUUCAUGUACAAAGUUACUCUUGUAUAUUGUAUGUAUGUGACUUUCCAUCAGAGAAGGUUCCUUUCUUAUGCUUCAUGGCAUAAGAACCCUUCGCUGUUGAAAAGUCGCAUUUAGAUUUUUUGUUAUAGAUACAAUGCAUUCAUUUAACUUUUGUCGAUGACUCAAGCCCUUAAUAAUGUACAUUUUUGGAAAUCCAUAGAGAUUUAUUUAUUUAUUUUAAUUUAAAAUGAGACGCCGGUGACAGCUGUACCAAAAACACAUUAGCGAUUAUCAACGACAGUAUCUGUCUUUUUCGACGAAAACGUUAGAAAUAUGUCGUUGAUAACCCUGUUGUACCUAGGUCUGAUGUGGCUGUGAUGAAUAUUUAUUAAAUAUUUAUUUGACAGUUGUUUUGUGUUCGAGAUUAUUUUUAUGUUGAUUAGUAUUAUUAGUAACGUCCAAUGAUUAUUGUAAUUACUUAACGAGGAGUUAAUAUUCAGUUUUGUAGCCGGAGAUCACGGUUGUAUUGUGUACUGUGUGUAUGUGUACUGUAAUUUGUACAGUUAUCUGCAGAAAUAUCUACGCUACGAACGCGGUAAAAUAUUUUCGAGCCGAUGUCAAAUGCCCGAUCGUACCUAUCGUAUAUAUUUUUGUGUUCAACUGCACGAUUUAGUAUUUUACCUAUUAGGUCUCCCACUUUGAGAAGGCUAUUGGAAAGAAUGGCGAAUGAAUGGCGCUACACACACGGUUAAAACAAAUUGAGAAUCAAAAUGGAGCUGUCAAUUUUUGGUAUAUAGACACGUGUUGUUGAGUGCAUUGCGCAGCCUCUGAUGGUGCGAUACCUAUACUUGCGUCUUGCUGUGCUAUUUCUCUUAGUUGGUGUACUUAAAUAUCGCAGCGCUUCGCGUCGUUUUCUAUAUUUUCCCGUUAAAAAGUAUUCUUAUGUAAACUUAUAUUAAAACAAAAAAAUAUAUAUUAUUUAUACUUAAAGCGAAAAAAUACAAAAAUGGCAUUUGUUUUAAGUAACAUCUCUAUAUUUAGAUUAAAGACGAUACUCGGAAAUGUGAUAUGUAGAAAAAAAAAGCAAAAAAAAGCUUAUAAGCAUACUCGUAUAUAUAAAUAUGUAGUAAGUAAGGCUGGCGUUACUUGGGUUUGUUUUGUGAUAGUGUUGUUGUAGUUCGCUUUGGCGUUGUUAAUCCUAAUAACGACAUUUUAGACAGACUACAGGGUGCAUAGCCAACGUGCCAAUCGUUACGCUCCGCAGUGAACAAAACGCAACUGUCUUUGUCACACUAAUGUGGAAGAGUGAUAGAGAGAUGAGUACGCUACGAUAACGGAGCGUUAAAGAUUGGCACGUUGGCUACGCACCCAGGAUGACUCGCGUAUAACCUAAUACCUCAAUUUCAGUUAACCUCUGUAC